GUCACGCCGGUUUUCUUCUGCUCGAAGCAAUGGGUCGCCGAAGUAGGGGCAAGUUUGUUUCGGGACCGCGGCGGCGGGUAAAACCUUUCUGAUCGGUCCCGAAACGUAACUUCGUUGUCUGCGCGACAUGAGUCGAGCGCUGUUGCGUGCACUCUGCGCACCAAGACGUGCUGUCGUUGGUCAGUGGUACACAAGCAGAACUUUCGCAUCAGCUGGUUUCUGGGCUUCAACAAAAACUACAGACUGGAACCGCGCUGUGUCGAACGCAGAGAAAAUCGUCGGCUACCCGACGUCGUACUUCAGCCUGCGAUGCCUGCUCAACGACGAAACAUCCAACAUUGCAUUCCACGUGCGAAAGUUGAUCGGUACCAAUCACCCCGUAUUGAAGACAGCAAAGCGGCUGAUAUACAAUGGACGCACCAACAUUCAGACAAGAGGUCUCAUUGUGCUGUUGCUGUCAAAAGCAGCUGGACACCCAAGCACGCGGCAGGACUGUCUCGAGGAAGAGCGUGUGGCAGGCAUCACGCAGCGGCAGAGGUCGCUGGCUGAAAUCACCGAGAUGAUCCACACGGCACAUUUGAUUCACCGCGGGGUGCUGAACCUGUCGAAUGACCUCUUCCCUGAUGCCACCACACUCAAGGACCUGCAAUUUGGCAACAAGAUAUCCGUCCUGACGGGGGACUACCUUAUUGCCAAUGCCAGCAAGUCCCUAACGGAUCUCAAGAACUGCAAAGUGGUGGACUUGGUGGCAACAGCCAUUGGAGACUUCAUGCAGUCUGAGUUCCUGGGAGAACACGACCAGCAGGGCAGUCCCAUUCCUAGCCCAGGCAUGGGCAUCGCGCAGUGGGAGGAGAAGAACUAUCUCUCUACAGGUUCGCUCAUGUCCAACAGCUGCCAGGCCACACUGGAACUUGCAAGUCAUGAACAGGCCUUCCAAGAGCUUGGCUUCGAGUUUGGCAAGAGCAUUGGACUUGCAUGGCAGGUUCAUUCUGACCUGCAGCCCUUUGUCGACACGUACAGGCAUCCUCCUGGCAUGCCAUUUGUACUGACGUCAGCGCCAGUUGUUUUGCACCUGGAAUUGGAUCCAUGCCUCCUUGAAGAGAUUCGCAGCCACAGGGACAAUGUUGAGAAACUGGACUACUUGAAGGUUCACAACACUAUAGUAAAUGGAGAUGGCAUCGAGAAGACGAAGGCACUUUUGGAGUCCUACACGUCAAGAGCCCUUGCUGUUCUCAACCAAAUCCCUCCUUCUGAAGCAACUACCGCGCUUCGGAACAUUGUGCAAGCUUUGAGAGAGUGACAUUGUUUUCAUGUUGAAACUGACAUUUUAUUGAGCGGCAUAACUCACUAAUUCUAUUGACUUGCAAUGUAUGGUGUUUUCUAUCUAUAUCAGCUGCUUGCUUACCUUUGUUUUCUCUGACAGGGCAUUACACAAAUGAGCGCAGGCUGCUAGCAAAGAUAACAGCAGAGCGCAUAUUGCCCACAAUGAUUCAUUGUGAUACAUUGUACAAGUUGCUUUCAUUGCAGCAACUAUAAUCUGCAGUGACAUCGUGCUUCAUAUCAAAAAGAAACUUAAAAUCUAUAGGCAUGACAAGUCCUGCUCACAGAGAAAGAAUCCAUGCAAGCUGUUCCAUUUGCUGUUACCAUGAGUUUUGUCUGUUACAACUUUGUUGCUUGAAAAAUUUACCAAGGGUGCUUUUAAACUUUACAACACCAUGUUUCACAAACUUAGGGAGUAAGAGUAAACAUUGCCCAAGUGAAGUACACCCACCCACUCCUUUAGUAGGAGCAAACAUGAAUGCUCAGUGUUCACAAUCCUGUUAUGGAUUAGCAACACACAGUAAGUGCACUUUUUUUGUAAAGGAAACAGUGGGUGCUCAAUUCCAAAAAGCCAUGUGUGUGGUCUCUUUCAACAGUGUGUUCCAUCUGGUGCAUCUGCAGCUGUUAAAGUACAAUGCAGCUCCAGCAGACAUGGUUGUGUCAAGUACGUUACGACAGUUUUAGGUUGUCAUAUAAAUAUAGAUCCAUCUCCCAACAUUAACACCUUAAAAUAUGAAAGACUGUUGAAUAUUUCAGCACUGAUUAUUUCAAUUAGAAUUUUUGAAAAUCUUGAAGUAUGCAACAAAAUAUUUCUUGAACUGCUGAUUUUCAAUGUUUAAUUGGAUUAGCUGUAUGCAAAGUUGCCUUGAAGGGGAGCACCAAGUCUGCCUUAUUACGAUAUUCCAUCUGUACUAGAGGCUUCAGUUAUGCAGACCUGUGUGUUAUCAUAUUACCCUUGCCAGUGUGUGGAUUUCUUACAUGGUAAUGUAAGACACUCUUAUUUUGCAAGCCCUUAAAUCUUCAAAAUUUUGAAAGGCAUGUGGAAUUCAUGAAUUGGAAUCAGCUGACCAUAGAAACAGUGAAAACAUAGUUGCCAAACCAAUGAAUGACACGUCCAUUUCAUUGAAAAAAUACCGGGUCCACAAAAUUAUAUAAGGCAACAUAUUACUAAUUACGAUGGCAGCACAAAUAAUUUAGCAACAAGCAGCGAAAAAAUUUCACAGGACAAGUUCUGUACUGACAACACACAAAUUACUGCACACAAACACACACAAAGAAAAUGUGCGAUAUGAUAGAAGCCCUUCACAUUUGAAUGUGAAAUCAGCCUGCUCAAAAUAUUUUUGUCCACACAUGGUAGUACAAGUUGGGCUACAAACGCAGGUAGGCUUUUUGUACUUGUCCUAUGCAUGUAUACACACUGAACUCUUAGCUGCAAGUUUCCUGCUUGCCCUACAUGAUUCUUCGACUGCUAAUUGCCGAUUUUUCACUGCCAUCAUAACGAACGUCACUCAACUUGCCAAGUUUACGUCCAUCUCUCUCUAAUGAUUAUACAGUAUCACAGCCCUUGCAUUGGUGCACGCACUACUACUUGAAUCAACAUGCCACUUCAAGGACCCAAUAGUACUUGCAUUUUCCCACUGUGUGGUAGGUAUACCUCCAUCACUGAUCUGGGAAAGGUGAAACAGCCAGGUUAGAAAAGAACCUUGUUUUCACCAACUGUGUCUCAUGUUUUUAUAGAAGCAAGACAAAAUAGUAAAUGAGUCUUUUGUGUUGUUGUACAUAA
Messenger RNA from Dermacentor andersoni, 3103 nucleotides. RefSeq names its product Decaprenyl diphosphate synthase subunit 2 (gene Pdss2). Lineage: Eukaryota; Metazoa; Arthropoda; Arachnida; Ixodida; Ixodidae. Gene Ontology annotation, molecular function: prenyltransferase activity. Gene Ontology annotation, cellular component: mitochondrion; transferase complex. The record is from RefSeq and is a predicted model, not a curated record. Gene Ontology annotation, biological process: ubiquinone biosynthetic process; isoprenoid biosynthetic process.